Messenger RNA from Eruca vesicaria subsp. sativa (arugula), 276 nucleotides. Lineage: Eukaryota; Viridiplantae; Streptophyta; Magnoliopsida; Brassicales; Brassicaceae. The record is from the annotation of a GenBank genome assembly.
AUGUGUUGUGAUUUGAUCUUAAGGUGGGAUCCACUCUUCACACGUUGGGAGGGAUCAGUUGUUGGUUCUGUCAUUGAAGUGUUCCUCCCAUGGGUGCUCUCCCUUUUGUUCUCCAGGGACAACAUGUGGCUCAAGAGCGAUGUUCUGAAGAACCUUAUUCUAGGCACUGUUGCUGAGAAGCUAGGGAAGACUCCUGCGCAAAUUGUGGGGUCUCCAAAUGGGUCAAAGUGCUCUUCCAAAGAGCACAUACGAAGACAAGAUCAAGCAGAACUUUGA